Acyrthosiphon pisum (pea aphid) is the source of this 907-nucleotide messenger RNA. RefSeq lists its product as uncharacterized. The record is from RefSeq and is a predicted model, not a curated record. The transcript is spliced from 12 exons. NCBI's taxonomy places the organism in Eukaryota, Metazoa, Arthropoda, Insecta, Hemiptera, Aphididae. Bases 1 to 804 code for a protein of 267 amino acids.
AUGUUUAUGAGAAAAACGCAUGGCACGACGGCAUGGUAUGAUCAUUUAAAACGCGAGGCGAGACACACGGCCGCGUCGCACGUAAUUGUUCAACGUUGUGUGUCUUGUGUAUGCUUCAUUGUUCGACGUUUUUGUCAGAUCGACAGUUGUCGAAGGUUAUUCGCCAUCAUCAUCUACCACACGUUGUGUGUCUUGUGUAUGCUGUGUUUGAGCAUUGUGGACCGUUUUUGUCAGAUCGACGGUUGGCGAAGGUUAUUCGCCAUCAUCAUCUAUCACACGUUUUGUGUCUUGUGUAUGCUGCGUUUGAGCAUUGUGCAACGUUUUGUCAACUUAACGGUUGUCGAAGGUUAUUCGCCAUCAUCAUAUACCACACGUUGUGUAUCUUGUGUAUGCUUAGUCAUUGUUCAACGUUUUUGUCAGAUCGACAGUUGUCGAAGGUUAUUUGCCAUCAUCAUAUACCACACUUUGUGUGACUUAUGUAUGCUGAGUUUGAGCAUUGUGCAAGGUUUUGUCAGCUUAACAGUUGUCAAAGGUUAUUCGCCAUCAUCAUAUACCACACGUUGUGUGUCUUGUGUUUGCUGCAUUGUCCAACGUUGUGUGUCUUGUGUAUGCUUCAUUGUUCAACGUUUUAGUCAGAUUGACAGUUGUCGAAGGUUAUUCGCCAUCAUCAUCUACCACACGUUGUGUGUCUUGUUUAUGCUGAGUUUGAGCGUUUUACAACGUAUUUGUCAGAUCGACAGUUGUCGAAGGUUAUUCGCCAUCAUCAUCUACCACACGUUGUGUGUCUUAUGUAUGCUGUGUUAGUGCAUAGUGCAAUCGUUUAUGUCAGAUCGACAGUUGUCGAAGGUUAUUUGCCAUCAUCAUCUACCACACUUUGUGUGUCUUGUGUAUGCUGCAUUGUCCAACG